Messenger RNA from Diospyros lotus (date-plum), 1375 nucleotides. Its product is annotated as aluminum-activated malate transporter 8-like. Gene Ontology annotation, biological process: malate transport. Bases 128 to 1375 code for a protein of 415 amino acids. Lineage: Eukaryota; Viridiplantae; Streptophyta; Magnoliopsida; Ericales; Ebenaceae. Gene Ontology annotation, cellular component: plant-type vacuole membrane. The record is from RefSeq and is a predicted model, not a curated record. The transcript has 6 exons.
AUCCUACCCACUUCCUGUAUCUCACGGGAUGUCGCCUAGUAUAUAAUAGUUUCAUCUCCAACUCAACUUCCUCAGAAAUGCGUGAAUCAAGACAAAAAGAGAAAGAGUUAAAAGGAAACAUUUAAGCAUGAGUGCAGUAAUAGUUACUAUACCAGAUGAAAGGACGACUCCUAAGCAGAAUAAGAAAUCUCAAUUUGCUGUUCUGUCUAGUGUUUCUUCUCUGGUAGCUAGGCAUGAUGCGAGAAGAAUCAUUCACAGUGUCAAAGUUGGAAUUGCCCUGGUUUUGGUUUCACUUCUGUAUCUCCUUGAUCCAGUGUACAAGCAAGUUGGGGAAAAUGCAAUGUGGGCUAUCAUGACUGUCGUCGUGAUCUUCGAAUUCACUGCAGGUGCUACAAUUAGCAAAGGUUUGAAUCGCGGAAUUGGGACAAUAUUGGGUGGUGGACUAGGAUGUUUGGCGGCAAUUUUGGCUGAUGUAGUUGGUGGAAUUGGCAAUGUAGUUGUUGUUGGCACUUCUGUGUUCGUUUUUGGUGCAGCUGCAGCAUACUUCCGAUACGUUCCAACCAUUAAAAGGAGAUACGAAUAUGCAGCCUUGAUUUUCAUUCUUACCUUCAACCUGGUAGUGGUAUCUGGUUUGCGAGCUGAAAAGAUCAUGAAUCUAGCCCGUGAACGGCUCUCAACUAUCGGUAUGGGGUUCACUAUCUGCAUCUUCACAAGUUUGCUCCUGUUCCCCAUCUGGGCUAGUGAUGAGCUUCAUAACUCUUUGGCCUCCAAGUUCGAAAAGCUUGCUUCCUGUGUUGAAGGAUGCCUGGAAGAGUAUUUCAAACCAGUCGAUGAGAAGGAAAGCCAGUGCAGUGCCCAAUUCACCAGUUGCAAAUCAUUGUUAUAUUCAAAGGCCAACGAGGAAUCACUGGCGAACUUUGCUAGAUGGGAACCUUGGCAUGGAAGAUUUGGACUUUUCUAUCCCUGGGACAAGUACCUAGAAAUUGGCAAUGUUCUUAGAGAGCUUGCUAUUUCCAUUAUUGCGCUGGAAGGGUGUCUUCAAUCAUCUUUACAGCCUUCCUCAGCUUUAAGACAGUCAAUUCAAGAACCAUGUGAGGCAGUAGGGUCGCUGCUCGGAUGGAUUCUGAGAGAGCUUGGAGAGAGUAUCAUGAAGAUGGAAAGGUGCAAGCCCAAAGCGCUGAUAGCACCAAAAUUGCAGUCAAUGAAACUAGAGCUUAGCCGGGUCAGUUCUCCUUACAAGCUAGAAGCAGAUGACCAUGGUGGACUUGCUGCGGCCAGCUCUGUGUUCUUAAUGAUGGAGAUGGUUAAAAAGGUUGAAUUAUUAGCAACAAAGGUUGAAGAACUUGGGGAAGUUGCUGGUUUUCAGACCAAGUAG